AUCUUUUCAUCUUGUCAGCCAUUUUUGUCACAUGUUACCCUCACAUGACUGACUGUUUGUUCCCGUGACUAGCCGAUUGAGCCGUAAAUUUACGAACUAGAAAUUCAUUAUGGAAAUGUUAGAUAGUGGUCUAGACUCUCAAGAAUCAAAGCCUAAUGCUGCAGAACUAGCAACAAAUUCCCAGGAUUUAGGUAAGAAUUUCAUAUAAAGCUAUUCUUUAUAAGGAUAUUAUUAAUAUAUAUAUUUAUAUAUAAAUGUAUAUAUAAAUAUAUAAAAAUCGUGCAGCUGUUGAAAUAACAGAAGAUGCAACAAAUACAGGUUAAAAUUUUGUUGUAGAAGCAAUACCGAAUACUGUACAUGUUAUGUAUAUAUUUGUAUAUAAAUAUUGUAAAAGAAAGUACUUUAUAUACUUUAUAUGUACAUAUAUAUGUACAAAAGUAUUUAGUUUGUGAAUUUUAUUCAAUUUUCACAGACAAAGCAAAUUCACCGAUGUUUCUGAAAAAUAUAAGUAGUUGUAAAAUUAUCCAGCAUGCUUAGUGUUUUUGUUGUUUCUUCGCUAGUAGUUCUCUGUAUUUAAAAAAAAUGCUGUUUUUUCUACAGGAGAAACUACAGAAGAUAGUAAUGGUGGGUAAUGGCUUUUAUUUAAAACACCUCCCACCCUCCUUUUAUUUAUUUUCAUUUAACCUUUAUUUUAUAUUAUACACUAUUUCCACUUUAGCUGGCAGUCAACUGACUUAUAGAGUUAUUCAAAUUGGAUCUGGAUCGGACAAUGAAGGUAGCCAGUCCCAAAUACUUGGAACUCAAGUACUGCAAUCGAACGCCUUUUCCAAUGGCUCAAACAAUUCACCCUCCAAUGACGAUGCAUCAAAUACAACUAGAUUUGCCUACGUUUCGGGCAGCAACACUGAAAGCCAAACCGUAGAAGCUGCCAGCCUGACUCAAGUACAAACUCCUCAAGGGCACUAUUUUGUGAUGAUGAAUCCACAAGAUGUAAUCCCAGCCUCUAGAACAAUUGCACCAAGUAGAUCCAUUCAGGCGAGAACAAUAAGUGGUGAUACUGGCAAAACAUCUCGAGAUGAAAGAAGAAGGGCAACUCAUAAUGAAGUUGAACGAAGAAGAAGGGACAAGAUAAAUAAUUGGAUUGUUCAAUUAUCAAAGCUAAUUCCAGACUGUGCAAUGGACGGUUUGAAAGGAACCCAAAUGUCUACUCAAAGUAAAGGUGGAAUUUUAGCAAAAGCUUGCGAGUACAUAGAAGAGCUAAGAACCUCCAACAAUAGAAUGGUUGAAAGUCAUGAUUUAUUGAGACAACAACUAGAAGAGCUGAAAUCUGAAAAUACUUUAUUAAGACAAUCUUUGAACGAAGCUGGAGUUUCUGUUCCCACCCAAGAUUUUUCUAAUUCAUAAUUGUAAUUUAAGUGAUCUUUUCGUAUGUUUCCUGUUUUAGACAAUUUCGUUACUAGUGUUUAUUUUUUUUUUGUAGUGUCAACUCUUUGAAGCUUGGUAAUUUUCAUUAGUCUAAUUUCCUUUUCGGAAUUAAGCCAUAUUUAAUAUCGUAUUAUAUUCUAUACCUGGAUAAAUGCCAUUUAUUGUCUAUAAACUGCCGUGAUUAUUAUAUAUUUUGAAUUUUAAAAUUCUUUACAAUUUCUAAAAAUAUGAUGAAAAGCAUCAUAUUAGCAAUCAACACACACUAAAUAUUGAAUACGAUUUCUCACCAAAAAGUAAACGUAACGUAAUAAAUCUAAAACCUAAAGUGUUAAGAUAAACGAAAUAACUUUAACAUACAAGCCGUCAACAAUGCGAAAACGACAAACAUAGCAUACACAGCGAAUCCCAUAUCAAUCAUUAAAAAUUUGUACCAUUCCAUAUCUAAUGCGUAAGAUCUUAGAUGUUCCGCUCCAUUAUCCAUAACAUGUUCUACCCAAUAUGCAGCCCUUUCUUUUGGUAUCAUGGGUCGGUUUCUGAAGACUUUCGAACCAGAAGUAGUUUUUUGUUUAAAGGAUGGAUUUCCAAUUAUUUCUUUUAUUGUUUUUGUAAGUUCUUCGGGAGAGAACUUUUCUAAACUAAGAGUUUUACUAUAUCCUUUAUAUUCAGACCUUUUAGCAUUAUAAGGCUGAUCACCAAAUAUAGGGAAAUUCAACAUGGGUACUCCAUGAUAUAACGACUCAAAUUGUCCAUUAGCUCCACAGUGAGUUAUAAACAGCACUGUUUUAUUACAGCCUAAAAGGUCAUUUUGAGGCAUCCAACUUACAACUUUAACAUUAUCUGGUAUCCGUUUCACCGGACUAGUUAACCUUAUUAUAAAUUUAUACUGAGGCAGUUGAACGAAACUGUCAAGUAGCCUUUCACUUAUCUUUUGGGGUACACUUGACGCAAAACUUCCAAAGGAAACAAUUACUAAGCCUUCGCUCUCUCCCGAUGAUAUCCACUCAUCCAAAUCUGUUGGCAAAGGUUUAGACGGCGCAGUUGAGAGACCCCCAAUUUCUAUCAUAUUCGGAUAAUAAGGUCUAGCAUAAUCGAUUGCAACAUCUGAAUCGAAUAACCAUAUAUCAGCUUUUCUUAGUAAGGUCGUUAAAGAGAUUUCUGGUUUUUCUGGUGCGUACUUUUUUACCAUAUUUUCAUUCAAGUAAGGUGUUCUGUAAAAUUGAUAAGUUGAGAAUGCAAUCAUGCUCCAGGCAUUCUGCAACCUUUCAAUGAGUGACAUUUUUUCAGUAUAUGGAUUCGCCCAGCCAAAGGGUACAGUUGAUGGAAGAGACGGAACUCGAAAGAGCCACGGCUCCCAAAAUGUUCCUAUAUUAGAGAAUCGAAUAUUUAGUUUAUAAGGUAUGACAGCUAGACAACGAGCCAUCAUAAAAUAGUCAACAAUAGCAUAGUCAAAUUUAAUGUUGAGCAGCUUUUUAAAUAGAAUAUCAUCUUCGAGAGCAUUCCAGCAUAAUUCUUCAUAGCCAACGUAGUUAUGUUGCAUAUCUUGGAUUGGUGUUAUACGCAAAACUGCUUCAAACAAGUCUGCACUAUCCAUAUCACCUUGCUUUGAAUAGUCGUCAUAUUUAUUAAUAGGAUGAUGAAAGUGAAACUGUGCAUACUGCUUUUUUAGGCUAUUAGCAUUGGGUAAAGUAUCAGCUAUAAUGAAAUGAAUUUCAUGACCUUUGGCUGCCAACCGAUCAGCAACAUGAAUCAUUUCCAUUAUAUGACUUGUAAAAGAAAAAGGUAAAAAAAGAAUCUUUUUCAUUUCAACAGCAGAAGAAAGGAGGCAAACAACCAACAGCAGAGUUCUCAUAGACACCAUAUUACUCUAAAAUGUUUGUAAAUAUGCUGUAAGACAAAACGUAUGAUCAGUUGUACUUUCUAGGCAAGCUGCUUCAAUCUCUAUACCUAUAUUUUAGGCCAUAAUAUCAAAAAAAUCAUUCAAUAGAUUUUACUUAUCCAAGUGAAUAUGUAUAGAUAAAAUUAGUCCGACCUCAGUUCGCAAUUUGCUCUAUAUUUGUGUGCACGCGUGCGCAGUUACCUACCUAUCUAGAUGAAUGCUAAACUAUUGAUUAAAAGAGG
Dimorphilus gyrociliatus is the source of this 3543-nucleotide messenger RNA. The record is from the annotation of a GenBank genome assembly. NCBI's taxonomy places the organism in Eukaryota, Metazoa, Annelida, Polychaeta, Dinophilidae.